CCGCUCCGCUUCGACGGAGCCCCCAGUCUGCUGGGUGAGAUCAUUACCAGACUCCAGUUCCGAGACCUGACAUUCACCGAUCGGAAAAGCGAGGAAACGGAGAGAGACAGAAAAAAGAGGAAGGUUCGAUUCUGCGCGGCAGAAAAGCGAACCUGUCGCGUCCUCUGCUCUCCUGUUCGCUGCAAGCAAGCGCGGUCUUGUCGCUGAAAAGAAAAAAAUUCUUCUGGAUUCGGGCUUGUAGUCGGAUGCGGGCUGCUUGUUUUGACUGCAGUAACAGUCCUCCUCCUCCUCCUCCUCUUCCUCCUCCUCCUCCUCCCUCACUAGCGGAUUUGCGAGGGAUCUCAGCUUCCCGAGUAAGCAGCGAUCCCGCAUCGGACACGCACCCAGCUCGUCCUCUGGAGCUUCAAAACAUCCCGUUUCUGUGAGCAUCUGGACUCAAGUUUCCGAUCGGACCUUUUCGCCCUUCUACGUGGCUACCUUGAUUCUGUCACCGGAUCGGCUGCAUUGAAAAAAACCCACAUUUUUUUCCCUCUGUGUCCAGAGCGCCGUUGACGCCAUUUUCCCCGGGGUUUUCUGUCAGAAAGACGCACAUAUUCCGGCUGCGUUUGACAGCUCCCCGGGAGGCUGUCAUCCCAUCCGCCGCUUGUGUGAAAAUGUGCCUCGGAUAAAUGGAUUGUAAAUGAUCUUGAUAAAAUAUUCACACGUUCGAGCCGGCUGCGCUUAGACAUGGAGUGUCCUUGGCUUUGCUGUGUUCCUGUGGGACAACCAACACAACCCCAGUAGCUGAUUGACAACAACCAAACCAGACCAGCAUAACCACUGCUUCCUGUCUUCUUAUUGGCUGGCUGUGUCAGUUUCCCCCAUUCUGACUGGCUCUGGCGAGAGCGUGGAUGGAGCCUAGGGAUCUGGUUGGCUCAGCCCGACCCAAAGAGGCGGACCUUCAGGGAUGCAGGGCGGGGAUUAAUGAGGUGGACCAACUGGGAGCAGGCGGCAUUGGGCUGGUGCGCAGUGAUGAUGUGAUUCACAGUGGCGUCAGUGAGGGGGAGGGGUUAGAUGAGCAAGGGGAGGGGCUUAUGGAGGAGCAGGAGUUCUCCAUCAAGGAAGCAAGUUUUCAGGAAGGAAGUCUAAAGUUAAAGAUUCAGACCACCAAGCGCACCAAAAAGCCCCCCAAGAACCUUGAGAACUACAUUUGCCCACCGGAGAUUAGGAUGACCAUUAGACCUCCAGUUGGAGACGGCAAAGGUGGGCGCCAGGGGCGAACAGGUGGUGGGGCAGGAGCAGGACGGACUUCAAAAGACGAAGAACGAGGACCCCCAAGAAAAAGGACAUACGAGCGACAGUUCAGAAUCCCUGAGCAGAGAGACGGAGGCCUUCUGCAACUGCUGGGAGAUCCCAGUCUACCCAAACAGUCGCCUCGCAAUUCCCUUCUUCCUGCACACACAGAGCAAACACAGCACACACUCACCCAGAAAUUUCACCAAAACCAGAUAAAUCCCGAAUGGAUCACAUCGACUGCACCUCCUGCAUCCCCAGCCCAUGCUCCAGACUCUGAGCAGACCAGAGAUUUAGCAGGUGCCAGUAGAGGUUCUUUGCUUGAUCCAACACAGACUCUCAUACAAACCACAACACAAAGCCCUUCACCUCAGAGAUCCCUCACUCCGGACCUACAGCUGCCUGUUGUUACAGAUGCCAGCAUCCUCAAUCUCACUUCCCUGAGCAGGGGGAAGGGUUUGCAAGAGGUCAGUGAGCAGCUGUUUGGGAACAUCAAGAGGAAGUACGGCAGGAGGGACUCCCAGAAGAUGCUCAGUAAUCCCCACAGUGCAGAUCCACACUGGGGGAGACAGCAAGAAAGAGGAUCAGAGAGCCCAAAUAAUUUGGAUGAAAGGCAGAAGUACAGAGGAGAUGAAACACCUGAGCAGUUCCAGGAAGAAAGGGAGGAAAGAAGAAAAGUAGAAAGAGAGAAAACUGUCUCUGGGAAGAGAGGAGAUGAAGAAGAAAGUGGCACACCUGUGCUGGUGGAAGAAGGAAAAGGAAGAAAGCGAAGGAGAAGGCCCUCUUUUGAUGGGUCAUUUUCUGUGGAGGAACAAUCACAGCAAUGGCCUUUUAAUACAACUGAGAAGCCCCAGAGUGGGCCCCUAGAACCCAAAGCAACACACAAGGCAGAGUCUGCCAAAAGUGACUUUUGUUCAACAAGUCAAACUGAUCGCAGCAGAGAGAGGACAGAAAAGGCAGAGAGAGCAGAUAAAAUUGAUAAGAGAGAAAAAGGGGAGAGGAUAGACAAAGCUGAGAGACCAGAUGUGGUCUCAUGUGGACCUGACAGGGACUCAGAUCUGAGUAUAAACAGGGUCAAGAAGUUUUCUGCAGGUCAUCCGAAGAGUGGAAAAGAUAUCCUCAAACUCCGAGAACCUACCUACAAUCGAAUCAAGUCAAGUUUAGGAACAAGCCCCAGACUCUCAAGCUUAAAUCUUAGCCCCAGCUCUAGGACUAGUAUCAGUCCUAUUUCAAGCCCCAAACCCCGGAGUAACAUGAGCCCCAGCCCAAGCCCUGGACCCAAUUCUGACAUGAGUCCGAGUCGCAUCCAUUGCACCAGCUCUCCAUCCAGUUCCAGGUCAGCUAAGACCAAUGAUAGAUGGUCUUACCUGAAAGCUAAAAGCCAUGUUACUCUCACAUCACCCCAAAGAGAAAACGUGGGUAGCUCCUUGGCAUCAGCGGAACCCCCCUCUGCUUUUCCCAUUACCCCCUCUAGUCCACUCUACAGCAACACAGACAGCUUGACUGUCCAUGCUCCCAUUAAGAGGAAACGAGGUCGCCCGAAGAAGCAGCCACUCUUAACAGUUGAGACCAUUCAUGAGGGCACAUCCACUUCACCCCCAAGACCCCUUUCACAGGAAAUGACUGCAGGGCUGAACUGCAGGAGAAAGACCAAUACACUCCACACAUUAGCUAAAAUGACCAGUUGUGCUAGUUCCAACAGCCUAAAACUGAAGCGUGCAAAGGGCAACGCCAGGUCAAUAAAAAAGACAAAAUUUGGAAAAAUGCAGAGCAUUCUGAAUGAGAUCCUUUCUGGUUCUAAUCAAAAUGGCCCCCUGACUCUUAAGUCAUCCUCUGCUCCUGUUAGUUCAGCCAUGAGUGCCAUGGCCUCGACUAUUGAGGCCCGGUUGGGGAAACAGAUAAAUGUCAGCAAGAGAGGAACCAUCUAUAUUGGUAAAAAAAGAGGGCGUAAGCCUAGGGCAGAAACUCAAUCCUUCAUCCCUUCCAAAACAUCUAGAGACAAGACACCAAUGUCUGUCUCAAUAUCCAGCAUCUAUGAAAACCCUGCAGUGCCUUUUGCCACUUCAUCUCCAAGUUCUAAUGCUCUAACCUCAAGAACCAACAGCUCUGAGGCCACCAUGCCUAGUUUGCAGCCCAUCUCAGCGCUGCCAUCCAAGCCCCUGGGCAGGGGGUUUCUCUCAGGAGGUUGGAAACUUUCUCCUCCUCGCCUUCUGGCUAAUUCACCCUCCCACCUGUCAGAGGGUGCGUCAGUGAAAGAGGUGACUCUGUCUCCCAUCAGCGAGUCCCACAGUGAGGAGACCAUCCCUAGUGACAGUGGAAUUGGGACGGAUAACAACAGCACUUCAGAUCAAACUGAGAAGGGUCAUGCCUCUCGCCGCAGGUACUCCUUCGAUCUGUGUGGGUUUGAAUCUGCGGAGGCUGCAGCUCUUGAUGCGUCCAACAGGGGCAGCAGAACGCGGUGUGAUCGGCAAGUUACUGCUAUCGACAACUUUCUGACACAGCAGGAGAAGAAGCAAAAGCAUCACAGGAGAAAGAGGAAGUGCCUUCAGAGCCGGGACCAUCUGCACUUUCUCUCUGAAUUGGAGGAGGUUGUGGUAAAGCUUCAGCAGCUACGAGUGUCUCACAAACGAUACACCUGCUACCCCCAGCAUCCAUAUCCUUCCAUUUUCCGCCUGAACUUCCACCAUUACUACCCUGUUAGCUACGACUCCUACCCCUGUGACUCCAGCUCCUACCAUCGCAGGAGCGCAGAUCUGAAGGCUAAGAGGAGACGUGGCCGGCCAGCCAAAGCCAGCGAGCCAAUCACAUCAAAAUUGCCUUUUGUUCAAGGAUAUGGUUAUCCGCUGGGAGGGGGAAAUUACUAUGCAGCACCGUAUGCGAUGCCUUACGCACCUCCUCUGAGUUUGGGCUAUUUUCCCCACACUCCCCCGUUUUACCUGCCCCACCACUCAUUUGGACCUGCCCCUCCAUCUCCCUUCAUGAGGCCCGCUGUCCCACCACCUAAAGCUUUCCAUCCUGGUGGACUCUCAAAACUGCAAGGUGGGGCUAAAAUUCGCACCUCGAGUGGUUCGCUUCAGGGGCCCACUGCAAGAGGAGAGGGUCCAGGACCCCUUAGUGCAGGGGGUCUCACUGGGGUCCGUCUCCAUAAAAGGAAGCACAAACAUAAGCAUAAGCACAAGGAUGAACCUCUCCUGUCACCACGAGACCGACAGGAGUUGGGUGGACUGUUCAGUGGAGCUAAGACCAAUCCUUGCCUUGGCUUGCUGAAUGAGAGGAGGGACUUGAGCAGCCAGGGCUCUUCAAAGCAUCAGGAGAAGCAAAGAACCAACAGCAGGGGCUCAAACCUGGCAUCCAGCAUGGGGAUUUUUGAUUCGGACCAGCAUUCUCUUGCUGACAGACAGUUUCUGUCCCAUCAGACGACACCGCCAGUCAAGAGCUUCAUGAACAGCUACAGCAACCAUUCGCAGCAGACAGAGACUAUUUCUGAACUGUUUUUGGGCUCACGAGAGGACGAGUGUGGUGGAAGGAGUAGGAGAAUGAGGCUCACAGGGUUUGGCGACGAGAGCUUGAUGUCAUUCCAAACAACCAGACAGGAGCCAGGUCAGACGAACAAGUGUUCCAGUCCAUCCCUCACUGGUGUUCCCAGUAAGAGGAGGUAUAAGCGGCGUGAGGUGGAACAGAUUCAGAAGGAUGUAAAGAAGAUGCAUUCUUUGAACUUCAAUCACGUGCAGAAGAUCCUCCGUGCAAAGCGCCUGCAGCGACAAGCCAAAACAGGAAAUAAUGUCAUCAAAAGGCGACCUGGACGGCCCCGAAAACAACCCUUAGAGGAACCAGAGCCAGCUAGCAUUAGGAAGGAAGACUGGGCUGAUAGUGUGGGUCUGGACAUUGUGGCAACUAGCAGAGGCGAUGGGAGGACUCUGGGGAUGCCUGUCCUGGAGAGGUGUGAUAGCCUGCCAAGCAGGCAGAGCCUCAGGCCUAGCUUGACUCCCAAACCUCUGGAGUUCUCGAAUCACGACUCGAUCUCAGCAGCGAUCGAGACCGUGGUGCAUCAGGCGCGCUCCGUACCUCCACUGGCCAAAGCGGGGAAACGCAGGGCCAGCGAGAACAGAAAGGACGAGUUGUGGUCUCCAAACAGUCAGUAGAGAUGCAGGAGAAAGACUCCAAAACUGGAAUGAAGAGCAGUUCAGAGUCGAGCCUAUCAGAUGCAGUGCCCUUCAUUUUGGGACUCUUCGGUGCACUUUGAUGCGUUUCUCCGCCCAGAUCUGUUGGGUGGUGAAGCAGCAGGAGGAGGGAAUCUUCUUCAACCAGACGUGGGCCUUUCAAAGAUUCUUUGGACCUUCAUUUACAAUGGCACUAUAUGGUACUAUUUGAUACUGAAUCUGAUGCUAUAAAAAGUGUGUGGUACUUCUGAUAGUGUAGGAUUUUAUGUGAUUCUUUAUGUAUCUGAUACAGUGUUGUGUAUGGUACUUUAUAAUACUGUAUCUGAAUGUGGCUUUAGCCAUAUAUUUACCAGCAAAGGGGGAAGGGGAAUGGUUAAUAUAAAACUGUGCAGCUCUGCUUAUUUUUGCCUUUCUGAAGAUGCUUGUCAAACCCACGUGGGAUAAUCCAUCAUUAUUAAGCCACCUUAACCCCACCUGUGUCCGCACCCUUAACUGCUUCCUCAGUCUUCUUGCCCUCUUUGAGAAGUAACUGAAACUUCCUGGCAGCUCUACCCUGCUUGAGCAUUUAUCACCUCCGUCCUUGCCUCUGCUUGAUGUUCUACACCUCCAUUCUUCCUCCAGUCAUACCUUGUGUCAUGUGCUCCUCCCUCCCCAAGUUUUCCCUGGUCUCAGGCGCAUAGGCAAUAUGGUGGAUAAGACCGUCCCGGACUGUACAUACGAAGGAAAAAAAAAAAUCCACUGUUGCCUGAUGCGAAACCAGCUCAUAGAUGUCUACUGGCAGACAGUAUAUGAAAUAGAAAUGUUGUACCAUAGACAAUGAAAGUGUGUAUUGUUUUAUAACCAAAAACAUACAUGGCUGUGACUCGAGACAAGUUCGUUUUAAGAGAGAAGAACUACAUAUAAUCAUUCAAACACUCAUAACUGUGUUUAUAUCCACAGGGAUUUCAUACAGGAGGGAUGUCGGGAGUGUUGAUGAUAACUUUUGGAGUUAGUUUAAUGCACUAAAAAAAAACAUUCACUUACAUCAAUCAAAUGCAGCACUUAUGUAGUUUUCUGACCUUCUUCUUUGUAGGUUUUUUUUUCUUUCCUUUUGAAUAUCCCAUACAGAGAGCGUGCUUUUAUUUUCUUUUAUUUUUAUCAAUUCAUAUAUGCAGGCUGUGCAGCCAAAAGCGUAAAACUAAAUCCUAAGUCUGAAUCGUAAUUGGACAGUUCAACAGAGGAGGGCUCACUUUCAGUGUUUUUUCAAGCUUCUCAUCCAUCUUUUUUUUUUUUAUAUUUCCAAACUGAACUUGUAAAAGUGUGUUUGGAAAGUCAAAGCAGUGUUCAGACUUAGAAACCAAAGUCUCAGUAUUCACUAGUAGAGGGAUGUAAAGAAACGAUCACAAGAUCUCCACCAUGUCAACAAUGUAAACCAUCCACUGUAGAAUGUAGCCUUAUUGGGUUUUUGUGUCAAGUCUUUGUUAAAGUUUAUCCAGUUUCUGUGAAUUUUGAGUUGAAACGUGUGUGAAAAGCUUUCUCAGAAGUCACAUCAUCUGCAUAUCAGCGUUGGCUAAGUUUGAACUCAUCAGCUUGUUUACCUGCAGCAGAAAAUGAAAAAUUGUUCUUCAGUGUCAAAGAAAAACAAACAAAAAAACUGCUUUUUGUAAACGCUGCCAUACUUGUUCAAAAGUCCAGUAUUGUGCACCCCCACAGUGAAAAGAUAGUAUUUUUGGCAGCUUUUUCCUUCAGGAAAUGUUUUUGUUGGAUGAGUUGGAGUUCCCAGUUGCAGCAGUUCAGCUUGUGCCUUAUGUUUCUUUCUCUCAUCGAUUAUAGAUUUGACCUGAGAUUGAGAAAGUGGCAAAGAGUGCCCCCCCCCACACACACACACACGCACACACAAAAAAAGCCCUGAAACUCUCAUGAUUGUGUAUAUGACGCAUGUGUCUUAGUCAUCAGAACCCUGGCGCUGCCUGUGUCCCAUCACAGCCUCCGUUCUUGGCAUCCCGUCACCGGGCGCUCAGCCUGUCUCCCGGGUUCCUCCCAGUUCUCUGACCCAUAUUCCGAUGACAGCUAGAUGGGCUGGACUUACUGUAUUAGACUCACAUCCUGCCCCGACCUAGAUACUGCUGAGCAGCAGUGGGAAUAGAAAGCCCACCAUGUCAGACAUGCUUCUAUCCAGAGGUAUUCACCGUCUUAGGUGUAUAAGCGAACAACACAUUAUCGGUUAAAUACCUCUCAAAGUAGGAACAGAUGCAGUUGUCAUGGAAACCACAUCCUCCUGAUUGUUUGCUAUGCAUUGGGCUGUACUUGGCAACGACCUUAAAAUGAAUUUCUGUUCUGGGUCCACUCGAUGACAAAUAAGUGGUCUUAUUUACUAAACUAAAUUAGUUAAUGUAAUGAGAAAUCAUUCAAGGAAUAAUAAGUUGUGCAGAAAGUGACUAUCAUUUUGACAAAAAUUAUAGUAACUGCCUCUCUAUGCAGUACAGCCUUAAACAGAUGACCUACAGUAUUGAUGUUGUAAAUAGUAUUAUGGGUACCGGCUGUGCUCAAAAACCCGCCGCCAGUUUCCAUCAAGACCGAUCGAGACCACCCAAAAUGGACAGCAACGACGAGCCAGGUGACUGGCGAGACUUCAUCGCCAGUUCCAAAGAAUGUUGAAAUGCGUUUCCUGGAGCCCACUUGCAGUGUGCUUGACCAAAAAUAAAAUCUCCCGACUGACUGUUAGAAACUUCGCCUGCAGCUAGUUGAGAAGGGUGAGCAUGUUGGGAUAGUUCUCCACGGAAUUAGCCAAAAAUACCCUCAACCUAACACUAGUGUGCGUAACCUUGCGGUGUUAGAUGACUUUCAGUGGGUUUGCAGUCUGUUGUGGCGAAGGCGAGAUGUGGGCCAUCUCCGUACCGUGGUCAGGCAGCUGUCGGCCCCAGGUAACGUCUGUCCUUUCUAUCUUUCCUACCAGCCAAUGCUCCGGUGCCUUCUAACACUGACAAGUAUUGUCCUCAUCCAGAGCUUUCACUUUACAUAGGAACUGCAGAGGGGGGUGUAGUUGGGAGGGGGUUACAGUCUCUAUCCUUGUAGUAUAUUUAGCAGCCAUCCUGGACCUGUGGGUACCGCUCAACACCUAUGUAAGCAUCCUUGUUUUUUGUUCUGGCACUAAGGGCAGUGCAGCAGUGUUUGAUCUUACAUUCGUGUCAGUGGCGUUUUAACCGUACAAUUAAUCACACAGUCAACAUGAAACGCCAUCCUUUUAUUUACCCCCCCCCCCUCUCUAAAUCCCUAUGUAGCAUGAGUGUCCUACACACGGGGUGAGGGGUCACAUGACGCAGAGCCUCUUCAACGUACACGUGCUCAUCCUCACAGCGUAUGCUACCAUCCUAAGCUAUAAUGUGCAGAUAAAAAAACAAAAAACAAUAAAUGUACUUCUGUAGAGCACAAAGUGAGCUCCUCUGACAGUGUGGACAUAUUUUAGUUUGUAUACAUAGUGUAUUUGAACUUUUUUCUAGAGUGGGUUUCCUUUAUUUGCAUGCCCAAUUUGAUUGUAUGCAUAAAUAUUUUAGAUGAGCCGAAAGUUGAAUAUCAACUGAAUUUGAAGCAAGACUUGUACAUUGUUUGAUAUGUUUCUUUUUGUAUUGAAUUUUUUAAUUCAUAAAGCAUUUUUGUACAUUGUAUGAAUAUUAAAAACCUGCAAAUAUUUGCCAUAUAGAGUAAAUACUAGAUGCGCAUGCAUAUGCAUAUAUCCUUCACAGUAUGUAUGUGUAUAUUUACACAUAUAUUUUGUAUUUGCAUUUGCCAGCAUACAGGUAUAUGUCUUAAGCACAUAUAUACAUGUAAUAUAUAUGUAUAUCCAUGUUUUCUGGCAUGCUUUUGGUCAUGUUUAUCUUUCAUGAUCUUGUAGGUUUUUUUUUUUUUUUAUUACUCUUUCCUUAAAAACAAAGGCUCAUUCUUUUGCUAUCCUUCCAUUGGCUGGCAGCUUUGAGCACUUAUUAAGAAGAAUUACAAUUGAAGUUGUUCAUGUUAUCCAUUGUGUGAAAUAAUAAAUGACUUUAUUGACAGCUAA
Molecule: messenger RNA, 9465 nt
Organism: Oryzias melastigma (Indian medaka)
Lineage: Eukaryota; Metazoa; Chordata; Actinopteri; Beloniformes; Adrianichthyidae
Gene: setbp1
Product: SET binding protein 1
Exons: 7
Coding region: 891-5414 (1507 amino acids)
Molecular function (GO): DNA binding
Source: RefSeq, a predicted model, not a curated record